AUGGCGAUAGCCAAGACGCAAGCAGAAAUGGUUAAGUUGCGAGAGGCGGCGAUCGCCAAAACGCAGCUGGAAAUGGCUAAGUCUGGGCUUUCCAUGAAAAGCAAUUUUGAGCGUUGGAAGACAUUGUCCAAAGGCGGCGACGGGGGUCGCGCCAACCUUCACAAGGCUGUGAUUCAGUACCUCGAGGAGAAGGGCUGCUCCAGUGAGCGGAAACCGGACACUGUCAAGGCGAAGAUCCUCUUGUUGAAAAAGAGUUACACUGAGGCCUUGCGGUUCAAGAACAGCACUGGGGCUGGACAGCUUGAUGGGGAGGAGCGGGACAGCGGCGUCCUCAAGAUGUGCCAGUACUUCGACGACCUAAACGAAGUGCUAUUCCACCAAGCGGCUUCCAUGCCGAAGAACGGCGCUGAUACCCUCAGCAUGGGCGACGCGAACCCUUCUUCUGUUCAACUCGACCUCAUCAUGCGAAACAUCAUUGGGAGGAAUGAUGAAGCUGAGGGCACCAAGGAAGAGGAUGACAAGGACGAGGAUGACGAGGACGAGGAGGACAAGGAUGACGGGGACAAGGAGGACAAGGAUGACGGGGAGGAGGAUAACAAUGAUGAUGACAAUGGGGAUUGA
Molecule: messenger RNA, 621 nt
Organism: Cryptococcus amylolentus CBS 6039
Lineage: Eukaryota; Fungi; Basidiomycota; Tremellomycetes; Tremellales; Cryptococcaceae
Exons: 4
Coding region: 1-621 (206 amino acids)
Source: RefSeq, a predicted model, not a curated record